AUGAAAGUUGUGGAAACCAUUUCAGUCUUUCUGCUGGUUCUGCUCACCUCAACUUAUGGGAUGCAGAGAGCGCCUCGUAUCAUCACCUUAUUGGAGACAGUGGAUAUACUUCUGGAUCACAAUGCCACCUUCAUCUGUGAGGUGGAGUCCCGUCCCCCUGCUGACAUCACUUGGACUAAGAAUAACCACCCAAUAAUGUACUAUGACACCCGGUACAUUACAAGGGAGCAUGGGCAGAUGCUAAGCAUUCCUCGCGUAAGAGAUACAGACAAUGGAGAGUACUGCUGCAUCGCCAGUAACGGCAUUGGAGAGGCGGCCAAAAGCUGUGGAGCUCUGCAGCUAAAGAUGAAGCCACAGAUCAAACGCCACCCUACCAAUUUAACCCUAUUGGUAGAAUCCAAAGCAGUGCUGCCCUGUGUUACCCUCGGCAACCCCAAACCAGAUGUCACAUGGCUCAAAGAUCAUGAGCUUAUCAAAAUCAGUGACCGUGUUACCGUUCUUGACUACGGUGCGUUAAAGAUCCAUAACAUCCAGAAGCAGGAUGCAGGACAGUAUCGCUGCGUGGCCAGGAAUAGCUUUGGUUUGGCCUUCUCAAAGCCUGUCACCAUAGAGGUCCAGGCUCCAGCACGAAUCCUACGGGUUCCUAAGGAGAAGCGAGUAGCCUAUGGCAGCCAGAUUUCCCUGGAAUGUAACGCCACAGGAAAUCCGAUCCCUACCAUCACCUGGCUCGAAAGUGGAAAUACUAUCUCAGGUGCAUCGGUCGAAGAGACUUUGAUAGGAGAGGUGAUCCUGUCUGUUCUUAAAGUGACGGUGAAUAAGCCAGCUUUGUUUACAUGUCUGGCCGCUAACCGACACAACUCUGGAGCUAACACUGUCAAGGCAUCUGCUAAAGUCACUGUCGCAGAGUGGAGACUCUACAAGGGCGUCGCGGGCUACUGCAGUGCGUAUCGUGGAGAUGUGUGCCGCAACAUACUGCAAGAUGAUCUGCUGGUUUUCUUCAACUCCUCCCUCUCCGACCCCGAGGACAUGCAGGAGUACCUGGUUCAGAGCUGGUGGACGGAGUUGGAAGGACUCAGUGUGCUGUGUAGUCCCGCCGUGCGCUCACUGCUCUGCCACUCCUCCUUCCCCGACUGCAACCCAUCAGGGUUAGGACCGGCGCCUAAACCUGUCUGCAGGGAACACUGCCUGGCGGUGAAGGAGCUGUACUGCCAUAAGGAGUGGUAUGUGCUGGAGGGCAGCAGUUCAGUCCAGCCGGACUUCUUCAGCUCUGUCCCCGGGUCACACUCUCCCACUUCACUGCUGCCCAACUGUCAGGCUUUACCAAGUCUGCACACAGACCCUGAUGCCUGUACACAUGUCCCUUUUGUAGACAUCAAGAAAGAUCAAGUUACAACAACAUGCUACAAUGACAGAGGGCGUUUCUACCAAGGCAGCGUGAAUGCGACAAGGUCUGGGAUACCGUGUCAGUCAUGGAGCCAACAGGUUCCCCAUCAGCAUCGCCUUUCUGUGGAUGUGAUUCCAGAGUUGAAGAGCUCACAUAACUACUGCAGGAACCCUGGAGGAAUCAGCGACAAGCCCUGGUGUUACACCUCAAAUCACAACAUACGCUGGGAGUACUGCGCUGUGCCGCAUUGUGGGGAGACAGUCAUAGCAUCAGUGUUGACUCCAGAGACACAAUCCCCUCGUCAGACUCCUCGUCUCCCUCCCACGGCAACGGUGUCUUCCCCGGCUUACUCCAUGUCCGUCAUUGUCAUCCUUCUGACUGCACUUGCCGCUGCAGUCUUCCUCAUCAUCGGCAUCCUCGCCUGCCGCAGACAGAGGAAGCAGUGGAGAAACCGGAAGAGAGCGAUUGAGACCCCGACCUUGACCGCUCUUCCAUCAGAGCUCCUGCUCGAUCGACUACACCCCAACCCCAUGUACCAGCGAGUUCCCCUACUGCUGAACUCAAAGCUUCUGGCCCUUGAGUAUCCUCGAAAUAACAUUCAAUAUGUCAGAGAUAUUGGAGAAGGAGCCUUCGGACGGGUUUUCCAGGCCAGAGCACCAGGCCUGCUGCCAAUGGAGUCGUUCACAAUGGUGGCCGUGAAGAUGCUGAAGGAGGAAGCCUCAGUUGACAUGCAGAAUGAUUUCCAGCGAGAGGCAGCGCUGAUGGCUCAGUUCGACCAUCCCAACAUCGUUCGACUCCUAGGUGUUUGUGCAGUGGGUAAACCCAUGUGUCUGAUGUUUGAAUACAUGGCCCAUGGCGACCUCAAUGAGUUCCUGCGUCGCCGAUCUCCAACCCAAUCGGUGCGCACCCUGAGCCGCGCCAGCCUAUCGGGACGCAGCUUCUCCUCUGAGCUGGAGGCGGUACUUCUCACCUGUGAUGAGCAGCUGUUGAUAUCCACGGAGAUCGCCGCAGGAAUGGCCUACCUGUCGGAGCGCAAGUUCGUGCAUCGUGACCUCGCAACCCGGAACUGCCUGGUUGGGGAGGACAUGGUGGUGAAGAUCGCCGACUUUGGCCUGUCCAGAAACAUCUACUCGGCCGAUUACUACAAAGCCAACGAGAAUGACGCCAUCCCGAUUCGCUGGAUGCCCCCAGAGUCUAUUUUCUAUAACCGCUACACCACUGAAUCGGACGUGUGGGCCUAUGGGGUGGUGCUAUGGGAGAUCUUCUCCAAUGGGAUGCAACCUUACUACGGUAUGGGUCAUGAGGAGGUCAUCUAUUACGUGAGGGAUGGUCACAUUCUCGGCUGUCCUGAGAACUGUCCUCUGGAGCUGUACAAUCUGAUGAGGCUCAGUUGGAGCACACACCCGUCAGAUAGGCCCAGCUUCAGCAGUAUACACCGGAUACUGGAGCGCAUGCAUCAAGGCACACAAAGCAAUAAUGCUGACACGGAGCCUGACUGCUAACAUGUGGACUUUUCAACAAAAAAAAAUUCUGUCCCCAGGCCCGUUGACUCAUGUAAAGAUGGUGCCUAAAAACACAUGUUAAAGGAACAUUGGCACUGAGCCCAAGCAUACAAAGAGUACUCAAACAGUAAAGUGAUUUGAUUCAUUUUCCUUGCACGGUUUUCAGUAGACCCAAACUGCCACUGCUAUGGUUUGUAUACUAUAAACAGCUCUCAUUUUUGGUAAUUUGCACAUUUACUUCCUUAUUUGAGUGUGUUAGUGGUUGGAGUGUUUUUUUGUUUUCCUUUUUUUUAAAGACAGGAAACGGAGAAAGAGGAUAGGACUCUAAUUUGAACCGCGGACACUACGAUAAUGACUCUUGAAUUGUUUUUAAGGGAUGUCAAAGGUGUUUCAAUGCCGACCAUUCACCAGCAUACAUCCAUUACCAGGUCUUAUUCUUAUCUAUGUUAAAUGAACAGACCAGACACUAACGUUCAGCAAAUGUUUUCCCUGCGGGUUUGUUCGCAUCAUCAUGUGUUUUUUUGUGUUACCUGGGCCAGACGCGCCAGAGAGGUUUUUAUUAAUUUAGACGUUUAUAUUCAAUUUUUUCUUUUGAAACAGUGUACAGCAAUUCAGAUAUGCUAAUUUAAUUAGCUUUGCAUUGACUGUGUAUGUAGUUGCGCGAUGGGAAAAAUGUACUUCACGUACUUCACUGAAGCCCAGAGCCUGACAUUUUGAAUACUUGUUACUACAAUAGCCACUAUAUCACGCAGAUAUAGCCAUAACCCUUUUAACCACUCAAACAUUAUGCUUCAUUUAUUGCAUGACUGCUUGUUUUUUUUCUCCCUCUUUAUGUUUCAACUGUUACAAAUGUUCUGACUUAACAUUAGGUUAAGAAAGAGGACAGGUAACGCUUCAUAGUAACUACGUUUGAAACACCUUUGUUGUUUUUGUCACCUACUGUAUAGCGAAUUCCAUAGUGGCACACAAUCACUUUAAACCAUUGCUGUUGAUUGUUUUUUAUAGAAAAGUUGCUAUUCCAUUUUUGGGCAUUUUCAUUGUUGUUUCGAUCUUUGUCUGUUUUUUGUGUUCAUUUUACUUUGUUUGACACACAGAGUUUGACCUAACGAGUACAUUUCAGCAGCAUUGGUAAAAAUAGUCUGAAGUUCAUUAAUGAAUUCUUCAAACGUGCGUCAUCAUCAGCCCACAAGUUAUAAAGAGAUUUGUUAAUUUUGCGAAAUACUCAUUAACUUAAUGUAUUACUGUGCCUUAAAAUAGUUUCUUAUGUAAGUGAUGAAUGACCUCCCCAAUGUUUAAAAAUAACCUCGUAAUGAAAGAGUAAAUCUUUCAUUGUUUCCUACAAAGAUAGAAAACUCUCUCUUUUAGAUGUAACUUUGAUCUCUGGUGUCAUUUCAACUGUUUUAAAUUAGAGUUAAAUGAUUUCGUAUUUUAGGACUGAAUUACAAACAUCUGUUGUGUCAUCAGUAUUGUUUGUCAUGUGGAUUACUCAAAGCUGUUUUUGUUUUCUUGAAAUGCUUUUCAGAUGAAUGACAUUUUUUUAAUUUGAAAUAUUCUGUAUGAAGUCACGUUUUGGAUAUUUGUUAAAUUACAUAAUGAUGCAGGUUUAUAAAGUAUGAUGUUUAAAUGUAUUGCUUGCAAAUAAAAGUAAUAGUUUAA
Molecule: messenger RNA, 4542 nt
Organism: Gymnodraco acuticeps
Lineage: Eukaryota; Metazoa; Chordata; Actinopteri; Perciformes; Bathydraconidae
Gene: musk
Product: muscle, skeletal, receptor tyrosine kinase
Exons: 17
Coding region: 1-2886 (961 amino acids)
Biological process (GO): multicellular organism development; positive regulation of kinase activity; protein phosphorylation
Cellular component (GO): signaling receptor complex
Molecular function (GO): ATP binding; transmembrane receptor protein tyrosine kinase activity; protein binding
Source: RefSeq, a predicted model, not a curated record